CUGCCUGUACCGCAGCAGGUCGACCGGCUGUCAAAAUUGUUUGUUGUUGUUUUGAUUCACGCACGGGCGGUGGAAGUGUUUGUUGUUUUUAAUUACGAGAAAUAAAUUUAUCCGCGCAGAAAAUGUCGUUUUUGAUCCGGAAAACGGUCAAUCGUGGGGUUUUCUGCUUGUUGAGAAGUUGUUUUCCAUCGACAUCCUACUGUCGUUUGGAACAGUCGAUGGGAGGUUUGAAAUUGCAGCGCAGUUUCGCUUGUUUUGGUUCGGCUUCCACCGAAGUCACGUUACACAAUCAGCUGGCGAAUCUGCAGCUGAUUCGUUGGAAGUCGAAGAAAGCAAACCGGAAGGAACAGGGACGGCAGCAAGAAGAGGAGGAAGACGAUGAGGAGGACGAUGAAAAGUUGGACGAGUUUGACGAAUUGGCCGCGGAUAAGCACGUUCGACUGGUGAAGACAAGUGUCAACUCCAUGAGGGCGGAUCUGCUUCUGAAAGCGGGAUUGGGAAUCGCCAGGAACAAAGUGGAAGCCCUCUUCUACGAGAGCAAAAUCCGCGUCAACGGCAAAAAGCUGCUCAAAAAAAGCGCCCACCUGGACGUGGGCGACGAAAUCGACGUUGUCCGUGGCAUCAGCCCGACCAACCCGGACCACCUGCUAGUUUCGCGGGUGGAAAUCCUGUCCGCGAACCCCAAGAGCGAAACCAUCGGCGUAACGCUUCGCCGCCAGAAGACACUCGUCAUCGAGGACUACGAGACGGAUGCGGUCAUCGAUAAAUAAAGCCAUACGCCAGUCCUCUUAUUUAAAUAGAAUAUAUUAUUCUUUCUUCAUUCUGUUCUCGACACUGACUGUAAUAUACUUUCACUAUAGAUAGAAGAUUUAAGCGUGUGUUGUAAAAUA
This is a messenger RNA of Aedes albopictus (Asian tiger mosquito), 890 nucleotides long. RefSeq names its product mitochondrial transcription rescue factor 1. Gene Ontology annotation, cellular component: mitochondrion. Gene Ontology annotation, molecular function: RNA binding. The coding region runs from base 123 to 770 and encodes 215 amino acids. NCBI's taxonomy places the organism in Eukaryota, Metazoa, Arthropoda, Insecta, Diptera, Culicidae. Gene Ontology annotation, biological process: regulation of mitochondrial transcription. The record is from RefSeq and is a predicted model, not a curated record. The transcript has 2 exons.